Molecule: messenger RNA, 882 nt
Organism: Endocarpon pusillum Z07020
Lineage: Eukaryota; Fungi; Ascomycota; Eurotiomycetes; Verrucariales; Verrucariaceae
Exons: 2
Coding region: 1-882 (293 amino acids)
Source: RefSeq, a predicted model, not a curated record
AUGGAAUUUAUUCAAGACGCUUGCCCAUCGCAAGUCACUGUUCAAACGGUGGCUCACACGUACGGCGAGAUGAUUUUGGCCUCUCGUCUCAAUUCAACUUACACCAACAUCACGGAAGUCCUGGAAUCCAAACAGGCCCAUCAGUACUACCACCGAAAGAUUCGAAAUCAACAACAGGUUACGUACAGAUUCAAAGAGUACAAUCCAAAGGAUGUUCGCAAGGUCUACCCUUACUUUACGGACCGCUAUAUUACUGCGGAAGCUAGGAAUUGUAUAACGUACCAUGAGACGGGCAGGGACAAUAAAGAUCCCCAGAAUUUCACCUAUACCAACGCCAACGAUGCUAAGGACACCGGCACAAUCACAAUACCAAAGCACUCUCUGGGCAGAGAAGGUACCACGUACAUAUAUCGAGGCUUCCACGACCCUACCGUUGCCGACCAACAGAGCUGUGGUCCUCGACGUCUUUGGAUGUGGGCUUACAAAAACCCCUCCGGGCAUCCUAAAAACCCUUCCGGGGACCCCAAAGCCCCACCAGAGCCAUCUGCUUUCUACAAGUGUCCAGUAAAUAUUAGCGAAGUCAUCAAUGCCGAUCCAAACCAACCCAAGCACUUCGUACCGGAUGAAGUCGCGAAAAUGGCUGCCGCAUCAAUUGCUAUGCAGGGUCAAUAUUCAGGUCCGCCAGGUAAUCGCAGUGAACAGGAUUACCAUUCAUAUCGAUUCUACGCGUCAGGAUCCGCAUGGGAAGUCCACCACAAAGACGCUGACGAAGUCGGCGAUAGAUUUGCACUAUUCGCGCUCGGCUCACUUGCUAAUAUGGCUGCAUUGAACCCACCGAUUCAGAUCCCUGGAACCGUUCCUUAUCUUUGGUCACAAAGUUAA